AUGGAGUUUUAUGACCAAGCACAGACGCAACAGCUAGCCCCAUUCGUCGCCCUAAGUAUAGGUGACAAUGAAGUAACCUCGGUGCUCAAAAAGAAUUUUGAAGCGUUCAACAUUGCUAAUCAUAUAUGGAACAAUUCGUUGUUGAAGAACCGUUUACUGGAAUCCAGGUUUAUUUUCCAUUAUUUCGAUUCUGAACGGUCCAUAUAUAAGUCCAUAUGUUCCUACAAAGAAAAAACACUGGAUUCUCAUUCCAUUAUAUCUCCUUUCAACCCGAAGUCGGAAUUAUUUCCCAACGGUAUCUUAUCUUCAAAAUGGUUUCUGAAGUACUUAAGUGGCCUACCGUUUGCUGUGAUUUCAGUAUACCAAUUGAAUUCAAACCGAAAUUACGAUGGCGAGCUUGGUGCAACCUUAGCGUCUUUGAGAUCUAAGUACCUUAAGUUCAAUGUCCAUUUCGUUGCACUUAUCGUUUCGUCCGAAAAGAAUUUGGACGAAGAAGCCAAUCGAAUUGCAGUAUUGAGGCAGAUUUCAGAGCUACUGAAAAACAAUGGAAUCUUUUGUCUUAACACCAACCAAGACAUCGAAAGCACCACUGAGAUUUUGACAACUUCAAUCCUUAGUAGUUUGAAAUCUGCAGCGACUGAAUUUUACAUGGCGGCUGAGACACGUGUCAGACAACGUUUCGGCAAGUAUUAUACUUUACCUUCUAACCAGGUAAAUACAUUGGUGGAAUUGAAGCCACAAAUCCUAGAAAUUCGCAAUUUGAUAAAACGAUCAAUGCUACUUCAAUUCAUGCAUCCUAAUAAUGUGGAUUACAGUCUCCCCAUUCUAGAAAAGGCAUACGAGGGUCUUAUAGAUCUUUUACGGAGCACCCAAACUGUAUUUUUCUCACCUACCAUCAGUACUCAUGACCUCAAGUUGUACAAUCAAUACCGCAACUUGUUGGACGUAAUUGCAAUUCACCUCAUUCGUGGAUAUUUUUCAAUUGAAGAACCAGUUGCUGCGUUGCGUAAGCAUCGAGCUCAUAUUGAAAAUGUCCUUGACCUUUUACAGUCCCGAACUAAGUUAGAGCAACUAAUAUGGGAGUCUAUUCAGUAUCAAUGGCUUGCUGAGUUCUUAACCUUAGUGCCCAAGGCAGCUUUAGCUGGAUUAAAAGCCAUUAACAAACCCAAAUCCAAAAACACCGCGAAGAACGUUUUAUAUUUCGGCGGAAUUGCUUUCCAUGAUAAUUUUUACUCACAAGUCGUAACAGAGCCUGGAUUAGCUUAUUUGAAAGCAGCUUCUAAAAUUAAUUUGGAUGCAAGUUCCAACAUUGAUGGUAUUAACCAACAUUUCUUUUCUAGUACAGAAGCUGUACGAAGACAUCGAAUCAGCAUUCUCAAAAUGGCAAAACUGGUGCAGCCUUACGACGACAAAGAUGUCGAGUCUCAUGUUGAUGGCAGAAUAGGAUUGAUUGAUUGGCAAAUUGCCGAAGAAUUGAUUAUAAUUGGUGAAACUGAAAAUGCCAUUCAGUAUUACGCUGAAAUUUUGAAAGAAAAGAACUUGAAGACAUGGAAUACUUUGAAGCAAUUGGUUCUCGAAAAAAUGCUUGACAUAUUUUACGAGCAAAAAGAUGAACUUCGUAUUUUGAAGUUAAUUCCAGAGUUACUCGUUCUAGAUCAUAAAAGUAACUUAAGUUUGAUUAAGAGCUGCUUUUCUUUUACUCAGUCCACUUAUUCGAUUGAGCUAACUUCCGAGGUUUCUCUUCUAAACGUACAAUUGACAGUAUUCAAUAAAUCGUUGAAGAAAGAAACUUUCGCUUUUGAUACUGUCAUAGGACAGGUUUGCCUUCAGAGUGCAAUUAACGAUUCUAUUUUGGAAUCGAUUUUACCCGGUAGCAAAGUGACUAUUUAUGUUGACAAAAUCAAAGGACUGUUUUCGGAUAAACUGAACUUUUCUAUAUUGGGUACAAGUGACUCCACAUUCGGUCUAGAGAUAUUAAAUUUGGACAACGAACCUCAGGAUACCUACGGGGGCCUCCUACCAACUAAAAUGAAAGUGAUCCAACUUGAAAAGACUGUCACAAGACCUGGUUGGUUUGGCAUACCAUCCUUGAAAAUCCAGAGCAGGUUACAAAUAGAACGUGAAGAUGUAAGCAUAACUUUCACUCAAAUGGAAACGCAUAACUUCAACCUGGAUGAACUUCAACGCUCAUUGACCAUGUUCCAAACUCUUUCUGAUGGAUCUUUGUAUCCAAGAAGUAUCAUUCCCGAGCCACAGAGUGCUUGUAUGUUAUAUGUUCGCUCAUUCAAACCAGAAAUUCGCCUUAAACCAGAAUUUGGUUUCUCAUCCUUGAUAGCUGGAGAGAAAAUUGAAACUAGUGUCGAGAUUUGCCUUGAUAGUAUACCUCCCAGCCAUAUCGACUUCUCAUCCGUUACUCUUGAAAUAGAAAGCUAUGUAUCACAAGAGCUGGACAAACGAGAGAAUGUGUUAGUACAAACCAACUGGUACUCCAUGAAAGAUGAUCAACCUUUGUCUAUUCUUGACUUUUUGGGAUCGGGGAACAUGUCUUGCUCUAAGAAGUUGAAUAUUUGCGUGAGAUAUCCACCCCACACGGAAGAUAUUUCCCUGGCGAACCUCAUGGUGACAUUGAAUGUCAAAAUGGUUGUUAUUGAGGCUCUGGGAGAUGAAUCCGUGUAUGAAAUUGAUGCUUUCCACUUUCCACUCAUUAUGCAACCUUUCAAAACAAGAUUAAUGGUUAGUCCAAUUUGCAAGGUUGAGGAUAACACCCAAAUGCCAAAUCCAUUCAUCCUUGGUUUAGCAUCCAAGGAGAUGCAAAAGGAUUACUCCAUGCCUCUGCCACUGCGGACUUGGGUGGUCAAAGUACAUAUUGGGGAUCAUCUCAAACUACUCGAAAAUGAGAUUGUGGAAAUUGUUCUGACAGAGUUUAGCAUCAAAUCUGACAACGCAGAAGUUUGUUUAGUUACUUUGGGUGAUGCAACUUUGACAGACAAUGUUGCAAAACAAGUGUUCAUGAAUAACAGCAAACAUCGAUUUACCAACCGCAGUAUGGCUAUGGCCAUUGGUGUCCGCUUUGGAUGGAAGCGGACUGGUUCUGACACCAUCAAUUACUAUGAGCCUCGAGAGUGGGAAAGUGUACUACCUUUGCAGGAUCCUCGGGUUCUAUUACAAGUUCAACUACAAGAGCACAAUCAGGUGAAGUUGAAAUACACCAUUGAGAAUCCUACACCUCGUAUUUUGACCUUCACAUCGGACAUGACUACCCAGAAUGCAGAAAAUGCUGGAACAAAGUGGGUUUUUGACGAUAUUGUAUCUCUUACUCCACCUAAGCAAAUGCCUUUCCCGGUGUUACCCUUCAGCCAGUUCUCCUUGGAGUAUCUAGGCACAUUUCAACUUAGCAUUGAAAACACGCCCGUGACACUUCCACAAUUACAAAUUUAUGACGUCAAUUAUAAAGUCAGUUUACCCACACUAGCCGCUGAUGAGAACGUGAUAUCCGUAAACUCUACAUUGAUUUUGAGAACUUAA
Molecule: messenger RNA, 3525 nt
Organism: Clavispora lusitaniae ATCC 42720
Lineage: Eukaryota; Fungi; Ascomycota; Pichiomycetes; Serinales; Metschnikowiaceae
Source: RefSeq, a predicted model, not a curated record